Messenger RNA from Bubalus bubalis (water buffalo), 747 nucleotides. RefSeq names its product heat shock protein family B (small) member 3 (gene HSPB3). Gene Ontology annotation, cellular component: cytoplasm; nuclear speck. The record is from RefSeq and is a predicted model, not a curated record. The transcript has a single exon. NCBI's taxonomy places the organism in Eukaryota, Metazoa, Chordata, Mammalia, Artiodactyla, Bovidae. The coding region runs from base 184 to 633 and encodes 149 amino acids.
CAGCAGGAGCGAAAAGACAAGAGGGAGCGUGCGGCACUGUGAUUCAGGUCUAAUUAAAGGGUUGCUCUCGCGGGGUUAUAAGCGAAGAGCAGCUCUCUGAUAAUCUAGUUGGAAGGCAGCGGCGAAGUUCCACGCGGACAUCGGACCGGGAGAACGCUGCUGGAUGCCGGUUUUGCCUCCACUAUGGCAAAAAUCAUCCUGAGGCACCUCAUCGAGACUCCAGUGCGAUACGAGCAGGAAUUCGAAGCUCGAGGUCUGGAAGACUGCAGGCUGGAUCACGCUUUAUAUGCACUGCCCGGGCCAACCACGGUGGACCUGGGGAAGGCCAGGGCGGCCCAGGCUCCUCCAGUGGACGCCGCUGAGAUGCCGUCCCAGAGAGGCGAAUCCCGCUUCCAGGUCCUGCUGGACGUGGUCCAAUUCCUCCCCGAAGAUAUCAUCAUUCAGACCUUCGAGGGCUGGCUGCUGAUAAAAGCUCAACAUGGAACCAGAAUGGAUGAGCACGGCUUUAUCUCCAGAAGCUUCACCCGACAGUAUAAACUGCCCGACGGCAUUGAAACCAAAGAUUUGUCGGCGAUCCUCUGUCACGAUGGAAUUCUGGUGGUGGAAGUAAAGGAUUCGGCUGGGACCAAGUGACAUGGUGUCGAGAGGAAGAUUCUAGUUUAGCCCAUGGUAUCACGGGAAUGUGUGUAUUAUCCACGUUUGAAAUGAUUUUUAUGAAGAUUAAAAACACAGACAUAAUUCCUGGUA